Messenger RNA from Striga hermonthica, 771 nucleotides. The record is from the annotation of a GenBank genome assembly. NCBI's taxonomy places the organism in Eukaryota, Viridiplantae, Streptophyta, Magnoliopsida, Lamiales, Orobanchaceae.
AUGGAUGCUGAAGUCGACCAUUAUACUGUUCUGGGCUUGCCGUCCGGCAAGGAAGGUGCCGCGCUUACCGAUCAAGAGAUCAACAAAGCCUACCGAUCCAAGGCCCGCGAGCUGCAUCCCGACAAGAGGCAUAACGAUCCUAAUGCACACGCCAAUUUUCUUAAACUCCAGACCUCGGAAAAUAAGCUCAACCGUAAGGGGCAAAAAGAUUCCAAGCGCCGGAAAAUGAUGUCGGAUCUCGAGGAAAAGGAGAGGUCUGUUUUCUCCUUGGACCCCACCGUGAGAGCUCGGGAGGAGGAAGAAAUGAUAAUAGCCCAAAAGCUGAAGGAUGAGAUCAAUAAAAUUCGAGCAAUGCACAAGAAGACUAUGCCGGAUAAUGCAAAGGGGAAAGAAGGAAUUGAUGUUGAGGGUGUGACAUUGGAUAUGGAGAAAAUUGUUAAAGUCUCCUGGGAAAAGGUUGGAAAUGACUACACGGCUGAGGGGCUUAGGGAAAUUUUCGAGGAGUUUGGUGGUGUGGAAGAUGUGGUCAUCAAGAGCUCCAAGAAGAAAGGGUCGGCUCUUGUGGUUGCUACUAUUGGGAAUGUGUUGGGUAAUCUUUCGAAUCCUCUGUUAGUUUUGCCUCUACAACCAGUCGUUUUUAGUGGGGAGAAAAAUGAGGCCGAUGGCCCAAAAUCGAGCAAUCUUGUUGGUGCUGGAUAUCAAGCACGCGAAGAUUCGAUUCUAGAGAAAAUGAGAAAGGCUGCUGCACGGAGGCAGAAGUGUGACACCUGA